CCUGGGGCCAUAAACAUUUCAUUGAGCAUGUGGCGGCCCUGCCUGCGUUCCUCUGAGCCCUUCCCGGCUUUCCCAUUGGCUCGGGGAGUGUGAGAACCUCAGCUGAGCCAGAGACCCACACAUUCAUAUGGAGAUUGGCAUGUAUAAAUACAGGGAGGAGGCAGAGAGGAAGGCAGCUCACACUUGGAGAGCGAGCAGACCUGGCUGCAACCAUGGCUCCCACUGUUUACGGACCGGGUCACUUCUUCAAGGAGACUUCAGUUCACAAGCUGAGAAAGCCAAUGGUGGAGAAGCUGCGGCGAGACCGCAUCAACACCAGCAUCGAGCAGCUCAAGUCCCUGCUGGGCCCCGAGUUCCUCCGGCAGCAGCCCGACUCCAAGCAGGAGAAGGCCGACAUCCUGGAGAUGGCCGUGUGCUACCUGAGGAGCUGGCAGCAGCGGCAGCGUAUCUCCUCCUCCUCCUCCAACGGCUACGCCCACUGUGUUCAUCAGGCCGUCAGCUUCCUCUCCCACUGCAAGGUACAGAGCCCGGCCCAGAGGCGACUGCUCGGACACUUCCAAGACCUGCAGGCGUCCAGCGGGACCAGCAGGGGCGCUCCGAUAACCCCGUCGCCCCCGGGCUCACCUCUCAGCUCCUGUAAGGGUGCCAGCCCGGCUGGUGUUGCCCUGUGGAGGCCCUGGUAGAUGCUGAGGACCACAAGCCACAAGCUAAAGACUCUGUGAAGUCAAGUUCUUUUGGGUCACUGGGUGGCCAAAUAGGCGCCAUCUGCCAGUAUUCCUUUGGGAGGAUUUGAUGAGGUUAAGGUUUUACUGAACGACUUCCAUCGUCACCGUGUGACCGUGUGUAUUGACUGUGACAUCGCACCCACGUUGGGUUCAGAUUUAUUGAAGAAUUGUUUGUCUUUGAUACUGUGUAUCAGUUAAGCGUCCUGCAAUGCAUCCUAUGGAUUCACUCGUGCUGUAAAUCCUAUUUUGAUUGAACACUAUUGUGUAUGGCUUUAUGUUCGACAACACAUCUACAUGUCUUUACAAUGCUAUUGUUCAGAAUGGAUGAUUGUCAUGUUCUACUUUGAAUGCCUUUUGAAAAGGAAUGUUGUGCUUCCCUGAGAAGAAAAUAAAUAAAAAGCUUGCAAAUCC
Phyllopteryx taeniolatus (common seadragon) is the source of this 1136-nucleotide messenger RNA. Its product is annotated as transcription factor HES-5-like. The record is from RefSeq and is a predicted model, not a curated record. Bases 213 to 683 code for a protein of 156 amino acids. Gene Ontology annotation, biological process: regulation of neurogenesis; regulation of transcription by RNA polymerase II; anterior/posterior pattern specification. The transcript has 2 exons. Gene Ontology annotation, molecular function: protein dimerization activity; DNA-binding transcription factor activity, RNA polymerase II-specific; RNA polymerase II cis-regulatory region sequence-specific DNA binding. NCBI's taxonomy places the organism in Eukaryota, Metazoa, Chordata, Actinopteri, Syngnathiformes, Syngnathidae. Gene Ontology annotation, cellular component: nucleus.